Molecule: messenger RNA, 924 nt
Organism: Debaryomyces fabryi
Lineage: Eukaryota; Fungi; Ascomycota; Pichiomycetes; Serinales; Debaryomycetaceae
Exons: 1
Coding region: 1-924 (307 amino acids)
Source: RefSeq, a predicted model, not a curated record
AUGCCCCCUCAGUCGACUCCAGAGACAUACGAAACUACAUCUGAAAGUGACAGUAGUGAGGAUAGCCAUAUAAGCGAGCAAUACGCAACGCGAUUAAACACUAUUAACCUCCUAUCGACUUUAGUACUUCGGAGAGAAGAAGAAAUGGAGCGAAGAAACGUUCCACGAACUGGUGAAAGACGCACUAGCGGUCAAAGAGGAGCCUUAGGCCAUCCUAAUAGAUAUAGCUCCGUAUACGGAAACGAAUUGAAUAUCAGCAACCAAACUAUACCAAUAGAGAUAAGAAACACCGGCCGGGUGCUGAUGGGAAUGCAUAAUGAAAAUAACGACCUUUUUGAUGAAGAAUUUGAUGAUGAUUACGAAGAAGAUAUGGAUGAAAAUGUAGAGGAUAGUUUUGAUGAGAGAUUCGAUGAAUAUGACGAGGAGGAUGAUAGCGACGAUGAUGGGGACCUGGAACCUGAGAAUUUGCGUUCCGAUAUCCAAUCUAACGAAAGAUUGUUGCUUUCUAGUGCCCGUCAAAACCAUACAAAUACGAACACACUUAUUUCAUCUAAUAAUGAUGCGAUUCCGCUAAGACGCCAAAAUGCCAUCAGGGUUAGAUCUUGGCUACAUGAUGACGAAAGGGGCGUUUCCCCAGGGCCUGCCAAUAGUAGGGCUGAAAAAUCGUGGCUGAAGGAAUUAGAUGAUUUGCACUUUGAACUAUUUCAUACUCAGAAUUUCUUCAAGUACUUGAAGGCAUAUCUGGGUAGGGCGCCGAUCUUCAAUGGCCACUCAAACCACGCGUCGUCUUCAAUUCGUUCAGAAUUACCAGAUGAUUUGAUAGGAAAUUUAGAUUCCAUAAUGGAUUUAUUUUUGCAAAAAGAAUAUCAGGUAAGCUUUGGUCUAACCAGGAAAAGAGCCGUGUACAGAGUGAUAAAAUGCUGA